Messenger RNA from Prosopis cineraria, 1218 nucleotides. RefSeq names its product disease resistance protein RPV1-like. The record is from RefSeq and is a predicted model, not a curated record. The coding region runs from base 1 to 1218 and encodes 405 amino acids. Gene Ontology annotation, molecular function: protein binding. NCBI's taxonomy places the organism in Eukaryota, Viridiplantae, Streptophyta, Magnoliopsida, Fabales, Fabaceae. The transcript has a single exon.
AUGGCCGUGCGUAUAGUUGAAGAAUGCGGUGGUCAUCUUCUUGCCAAAGUCAUUGUAGCAAAGUCACUGAGGAACGCAAAUUAUGUUGAAGAUUGGGAACGUGCUCUGCACAAAUUGUGUUCGCUCCAUCCUUCCCACGACGUUGGCAUGUUUCAAGACCAGAGCAGCGUCAUGCUUAAAGCAUUCAUAAACUUCAUCUGGCAUGAUUUAAGCAAGACGCAAAAGUAUUGUCUUACAUCAUGUUUAUUCAUUUCUAAAUUUGGGAAGCCUGAAGAUGAGUUGAUCUAUGAUUGGAUUUCUUCUCGAUUAGUGGUUACAGGAGAAGCAGAGCAUAAUUUGAGAGAGUUUGUGGACCGUUUUGCCUUGUUGCGAUUACAGGAUAACAAGUCAAGGUGUAUUCAAAUUCCAAAAGACACAUGUGCCAUCUUGCAAGUAUUAAACAAUCAGAAUCCCUUAUUCAUGACAAAAUCUGAGUUCAGGUUGGUUGAACCACCAAAUGGUGAGCUAUGGCAUAGUGCUAUAUAUAUUGAUUUGGCAGACAAUAAGUUGUCUGAGCUACCUUUGUCCCCAAAUUGUGGUGAGCUCAGAGUGUUAAUGCUGCACGACAAUGCUGACUUGACAAAAAUCCCACCCCUUUUCUUCUUCAAAAUGCCCCUACUUUGCAUCUUGGAUUUGUCCUACUCUAGUGUGAGAGAAUUACCGAACUCUUUUUUUGAGUUAGAGCAACUUAGAGAACUCUAUAUGAAAGGUUGUGAACGCUUCAUGAAAUUAUCCUCAAAGGUUAGAAAAUUGAAGAACCUUGAGAAGCUUGAUCUUGACAAGACUCAGAUCACACAUCUCCCAAAAGAGAUCCAAGAGUUGACAAAUCUCCAAAGUUUGAUUCUUUGUUUUUAUGAGUAUCGUGGCAAGAAAAGCAUGCAAUAUGCGAGUUCAACGAUUAUUCCUUCUGGGGUGAUUUCAAAACUUAAAGGGUUAAAACAUUUGAGCAUUGAUGUGAACCCUGAUGAUGAGCGAUGGCAAGGGAAUUUACACGUCAUUUUACCAGAAAUCUUGGUAUUAGAGUGCUUGCAAACCGUUAAUUUGUACAUUCCAGAACUAGAACUGUUGAAUCUCAUCCCUGCUCGCAUUUUUAAGCUUGAUUUUAGAUUCAUUGUUGGGAAACAUAUGUCACGGAUCAUUUCAAGUACACUACCCACAAUUGAAGAAAAAUUUAAAUGA